Molecule: messenger RNA, 1433 nt
Organism: Homalodisca vitripennis (glassy-winged sharpshooter)
Lineage: Eukaryota; Metazoa; Arthropoda; Insecta; Hemiptera; Cicadellidae
Product: neuropeptide CCHamide-2 receptor-like
Biological process (GO): G protein-coupled receptor signaling pathway
Cellular component (GO): membrane
Molecular function (GO): G protein-coupled peptide receptor activity
Source: RefSeq, a predicted model, not a curated record
GAAGUCAGAGAAAAUGGAACGCUUGGGCAAUCUCACAGAAGAAGAAUAUAUUCCCUACUCUCAGAGGCCUGAGACAUACAUCGUGCCGGUAGUAUUUGCGAUAAUCUUCAUCGUCGGGGUCCUCGGCAACGGAACUCUGGUCUUCAUAUUCGCUCGCCACAAACGCAUGCGCAACAUCCCCAACACCUACAUCUUCAGUCUGGCCCUGGGCGACCUGUUAGUGAUUGUCAGUUGUGUCCCCUUCACUUCCAUCUUGUACACACUCGAGUCCUGGCCCUGGGGCGGUCUCAUCUGCAAACUGUCCGAGGCAACCAAAGAUGUCUCUAUCGGAGUGUCUGUGUUCACGCUGACCGCUCUCAGCGCUGAAAGAUAUUGUGCUAUCGUCAACCCCAUCCGGAGACAUAUAUCCACCAAACCCCUGACCAUAGUCACUGCUCUUGCUAUCUGGAUGGUGUCACUGAUCCUAGCUCUGCCAGCCGCCAUCUUCUCAAAUGUCCAGUCCGCUCUUGUGCAAGACAACCGAACCAUAGAAUAUUGUUCUCCAUUUCCUAAAGAGUUCGGUAAAGACUAUGAAAAAGGGGUAGUCAUGAUUAAGUUUUUGGUCUACUACGCCUUUCCAAUAUGGGCGAUCGCGUCUUUCUAUAUUUUAAUGGCCCGGCAUUUACUUUUAAGCACCAGAACACUUCCAAGGGAACACUGCAAAAGUCAAACAAAUAAAAUACAAGCUAGAAAGAAAGUCGCGAGGAUGGUAUUGGCUUUUGUGAUGAUCUUUAUAAUCUGCUUCCUCCCCUAUCACAUUUUUAUGUUAUGGUUUCACUUUUACUCUUAUUCUUACGACGCUUAUGAUGCGUAUUGGCAUGCCUUUCGUAUAGUUGGCUUCUGCCUCAGCUACAUGAACUCUUGCAUAAACCCUAUUGCUCUCUACUAUGUCAGCGAGACCUACUACAAACAUUUCAACCGCUACCUCAUCUGUUGCCUGCGCUCUAAAAGUCAGUACAAUGACGUCAAUCUAGUCCAUGUCAGCAGUUCCUCUGACAGGCGCCAAAACUCCUUCAUUACCUCCCACUACUCGCUGAGCCACGCAGGCAAAUCCUGACGAUACGUAUAGCUGCCGGCCAACUAGUCGCCGUCACACACUUACGUAUAGCUGCGCCUUUGCAGGAGUAGAGCCAGCGCUGACCUAGAACGAGUCAGGGGUAUGUACAAAGGCGAGAAAUAAAACGCUGUGGAAUGAGCUUAUAAUGAAACAUAUUAUUUUGAUUCUCUUCACAGGAAUUUAAGAGAUUAUAAGCUACUGUGUUCUAACACGUGUAUAUUUGUAUAUUAUAGGCCUACCAUUGUUUUUCUAGAAUAAUCACGUGACAACAAAGUUGUCUGUUUUAGUAACAAAAUGUUUGUUAAUUAUGUGUAAUAAGUUUCCUGGUGAUAUUGAA